GUGAUAUGCCAGUCUGUGUAGCUGGCUCAAGAAGUCAGUCCACUGCUGACAAUCUUCUAAUAUUACCAAGUUCUUCUGAUUUCAAACUGAUCRUGGUAAAGUUAGGCGUAUCCAAUCAAUCAUACUUGACUGGYAAUUAAUUAAUGCAAAUUACACCGCUGUUUAUAUAUACACGACGAUGUUGAAUCAGCAAGCUUCACUUUAGCUGCGAWCAUGGUUAGAAGCAACAUAUCWAUCUCCACAACUUUACCUCCUGCUACUGCAAGUACUCCAGCAGCUGAACCGGGUCCCGAUUGGSCAGUAGCUAGGAUACAAUGGGGCGCAGUAUGGGAAAUCCAYUGGAUAGGUCUUGGUAUCGCUUUUGCUCURAUUGCAGUCCAUUCACUAGUUGUUAUGGUCAUCGCAGAUAAAAGUAAAGCCUUUACAAAAAGACUUUUAUUCUACGUCGUCAAUACUCUGUUACUGGUACUAGGGACAGUAAGGGCUAUUUAUCUGUGGAUCGAUCCCUAUGAAUCCACUCAAAAUGGCGUGCAAGUCACUUUGUGGGUAAACAGAGUUCUUUUUGGUGUUGCUUUCCCAUGUUUGACGUCUGCUUUUUGUCUGAUCCAUGUCGCCUUCCUGGAAGUCUCCAAGAUAAAACUCGGCUCCAAGAAACUUCACAGCCUUCCUUUCGUCUCUGUGAUCAUCUUCAUGCAUUUUGUGAUCGUUUUUGUGUCAGACAUCACGGUUGCUUUUGAAGCAGACAAAAAAGAACUUUUGAUUGUCUGUCAAUCUUUCUUCAUUGUUUGGGGUUUUCUGAACUCUUUUGCGUUCUUCUACAGUGGAGGGAAAAUUAUCUACAAAUCCAACGAGGCACAAAAACAGCUCAGUCAGAUAAACAAAAACACUGCAAAGAAGAGUGGAGCAAGAAAAGAUUCCACGUCAAAAGUUGCAAGGGUCAUGAUGGUCACUGCUUUUCUGGGUCUCGCGUGUUGUGCUUUACAGAUCUACUCCAUUGUGGGUGUAUAUGGAUUGUAUUCCACCGUCGUGAAUCCUGCACCUUGGCCUUGGUACGCUUUCCAGACAGGGUUUCGCCUUGUGGAGCUUGCAAUGGGAUGGACGCUGGCAUACACUGUAGUCCAGCCUUCAGAAUACGGCAAAAGCGUUCUGUUUAAAACUUGUUGUCGGAAGACUGGGUCAGCAGAACACUGUGAUGUUAGCCGUCAAGGAACGGUCAGUCUAACCGUUGCUCCUCAGAACUGUGCAUAAAGCCA
Molecule: messenger RNA, 1253 nt
Organism: Exaiptasia diaphana
Lineage: Eukaryota; Metazoa; Cnidaria; Anthozoa; Actiniaria; Aiptasiidae
Product: proline-rich transmembrane protein 4
Exons: 2
Coding region: 214-1248 (344 amino acids)
Source: RefSeq, a predicted model, not a curated record